AUGGUGAUAAGCGGCUUUGAUCACGAAUGCAGCGCACAGGCGCUUGUUGAUCUGCUUCCGACAAUUGAAUGCCUCACGGAACCCAAGGUACUCCCAAGUAGCACACUAGCGCUAUGUGGGAACGGUAUCGUCGAGGAAGACGAAGACUGUGAUUGUGGGCCAGCAAAAUAUUGCAAUAACGCCUUGUGCGAACCACGAACGUGCCGUUUCAUCAUUGCACGGCAGUACUUGUAUACAAUAGUGACUUUUGGAGCAGCUCUGAUAAUCUGCUGUUUUCUGGUCCUAAUCAAGUGA
Molecule: messenger RNA, 294 nt
Organism: Ostertagia ostertagi
Lineage: Eukaryota; Metazoa; Nematoda; Chromadorea; Rhabditida; Trichostrongylidae
Source: the annotation of a GenBank genome assembly